AUGGACGAUUCGAAGGUCACGGAUGGCUCCCGGUCAGUCAUGAGCGACGAGAUCGAUUAUCAUCCGGCCCGUCGGCAUCCAGAGCAGCGGCACACGGCAACGCGAUCCGCAGCACGCCUCCUGCCGCCACAGGUGUGCAUCGGCAGCCUUCGGGCGCUGGAGGGCGCUGGAGACGAGCUGCUGGCCAUGGCCGUUCCAGGCGUCAUCUGCCAUCCAUCGUCCAACCCCAUCACAUCGGCUUCCUUCCAUCUCGUCCUGCAAUCCCACGACGCGUCAUCGUCCAUCAUCACCCGGAUCCCGUCAGAGACGAUACCGUCAGAGACGCCCGUCAGAGACGAGAGAUAUUCGACGCCGACAAGGCGGACAGACGGCUAG
Messenger RNA from Drechmeria coniospora, 375 nucleotides. RefSeq lists its product as uncharacterized. The record is from RefSeq and is a predicted model, not a curated record. The transcript is spliced from 2 exons. The coding region runs from base 1 to 375 and encodes 124 amino acids. Lineage: Eukaryota; Fungi; Ascomycota; Sordariomycetes; Hypocreales; Ophiocordycipitaceae.